AAUAAAAUUAGAAAAGAUGUCUCUCAGGAGGGACAGAGACAGAGAGAGAGAGAACGGAGAAGAGAGAGAAGAAACGACCCUCAUCAUCCACCGCCAGGGUAGGGGAGUUGGGCUUUAUACGAUGGCGGCGGACAGUAGCUCGGUUGAUGUGAUUCUCGAUUUUCUGCGGAGAAAUCGGUUUACUAGAGCGGAGGCCGCAUUGCGGAGCGAGCUCGGUAACCGCCCUGAUUUGAAUGGCUUUCUUCAGAAGCUAACCCUAGAGGAAAAGGCUGAUUCGGGUAAUGUGGCGGGGGUGGAGGCUGCGAAUGGGGAUGGUUCUCAAGCACAGGGGUCGGGUUCGAAGGAGCUUGUAAUCGUUAAAGAGAUAGAGUGUGGGGAGAGGAAUAAACCACCUAGUGGGGAUGCCACUAACAUGAGAAGUGACAAGAACUUCGCGUUUUCUAAGGGUUCGGAGGACACUGUGCUAGACUUGUAUACUUGGAAAUUCAAUGCGGAUCCAUACCGGAACGAAGGUGGCAGUAGUGGUGUUAGUACCAAAAACAAUAGCAACAGCAACAGCAACAGCGUUUUGGAGCUGCAGGUAUAUGAACAAUCUAGGUAUCGAAUUGGUGAGCUUUCUGAUGCCGUUGCUAGUAAAGCCGACGCGAAAUCCGGAGAAGAAGAGAUUGGUUUUUCUGGUGAGAAGAGAGGUUCUUGGGUUGGAAGUUCUAGUGAAGUAACCACGGAGACAAACAAGUAUGACCGAAAGGAACUUGAUCAGAAACUUAAAAGUAGUAAUAGUAUCUUGUACUCUAAAGGCAACUUUGCUGAUAAUCCAUGGUCAGAGCCCAUGCAUUCAUCUUCAGACCAGUGGAAAAAUUGUUCUAUCAAGACUGUUUUCCCAUUCUCCAAAGGGGAUGUGUCAACCAGUUAUGAUAAUGCUGCUGGUUCUGAGAAGAAGGAUGGAAAGAGGAAAGCUGAGAUGGGAGGUAUUCGGGCAGCAAUCAAAGAGCAGGUAGAUGAGGUUGGGCGAGCUUUGUACUUUGGCAAGUCUCAAGGGAGUUCAGAGCUGAAGACCAUCAGCAGUCUAAACUUUCCACUUGUAUUAGAGUGUCAGAAGGAAGAAUUACCUCGGUUGCCUCCUGUUAAACUUAAAUCGGAGGAGAAACCAUUGAAUAUUAGCUGGGAGGAGAAGUUUGAGCAUGAGGGACCUGGUUCUAAGAUUGCUGGUGUAGAUAAUGCGUUUCUUAUAGGGUCAUAUCUGGAUGUUCCCAUUGGACAAGAAAUCAACUCUUCAGGUGGAAAACGAACAGCCGGGGGCAGUUGGCUAUCUGUAAGUCAAGGCAUUGCAGAGGAUACCUCUGAUCUGGUUUCUGGUUUUGCUACUGUUGGUGACGGAUUAAGUGAAUCUAUUGACUAUCCAAAUGAGUAUUGGGAUUCUGAUGAAUAUGAUGAUGAUGAUGAUGUUGGAUACAUGAGACAACCUAUUGAAGAUGAAACCUGGUUUCUGGCUCAUGAAAUUGAUUACCCAAGUGACAAUGAAAAAGGAACAGGGCAUGGGAGUGUCCCAGACCCACAGGAAAGAGGUCCGACCAAAGAUGAAGACGAUGAUCAAUCUUUUGCAGAGGAGGAUUCUUAUUUCUCCGGUGAGCAGUAUUUUCCAGCAAAACAUGUUGCACCGGUUUCAGCUUCAGAUGAUCCCAUAGGGCUGUCAGUGACUGAAAUGUAUGGGAGGACUGAAGAAAAUGAUUUAAUAGCUCAAUAUGAUGGACAAUUAAUGGAUGAAGAGGAACUGAAUUUGAUGCGUGCAGAACCUGUAUGGCAGGGAUUUGUCACUCAGACAAAUGAACUUAUCAUGUUAAGGGAUGGGAAGGUUAUGAAUGAUUGUGGGAGGCCAAGGCUGGAUGAUAAUUGUAUGGAUGAUGAUCAGCAUGGUUCGGUUAGAUCAAUUGGUGUAGGGAUCAACAGUGAUGCUGCUGAUAUUGGCAGUGAAGUACGGGAAAGUUUGGUUGGAGGCAGUAGUGAAGGGGAUUUGGAGUAUUUUCAUGAUCAGGAUAUUGGAUCAAGACAUUCUCAUCAGGAAUCUGAUAAGAAAUAUAAUGAUAGAUCAAAGAGGGUUAGAAAGAGAACAAGCGCCCAUGAUUCUGAUAAAUAUGUAAUGGGAAAUGAUAAGGGUGUGUGUACCCAGGUGAAAAAUCACCCAGACGGAGGAUUUUCAUCCCCUCCUUUGAGAGAUGGGCAGUUGGUACAGGCAAGCUCUAGUAAAUCUUUAUGGUCAAAUAAUUGCAAUGCUCCUACCAGUGAUGAAACUGAUGAUUGUUUGAAUGCUUUGAUGAGGAAUGCUGACAUGCUUGCUUCAUGGAGGCGGAAAAGCAAUGAUUCUUCACCUGUCAAGAGUUCUAAAGAUGAAAAUAAUGCUAAUGCUGUUAGAUCAGAGAACUCUUCUCCCUCAACUCUUUCUAAUUAUGGUUACAAUGAAAGAGGACAUGUGAAGAAAGAAGAGGAUGAAAAAACUGGUGGUGCAAGAGAAGAGGAUCCAGGAGUGUCAUUGGAAGAUGAAGAAGCAGCUGCUGUGCAAGAGCAAGUGAGGCAGAUAAAAGCUCAGGAGGAGGAAUUUGAGACCUUCAAUCUCAAAAUCGUGCAUAGGAAAAACAGAACUGGGUUUGAGGAGGACAAAAACUUCCAUGUUGUUUUAAAUUCAGUCAUAGCUGGGCGCUAUCAUGUUACCGAGUAUCUUGGGUCAGCUGCAUUCAGCAAGGCUAUUCAAGCGCACGACCUACAUACAGGCAUGGAUGUUUGUGUGAAAAUUAUAAAGAACAACAAGGAUUUUUUUGAUCAGAGCCUUGAUGAGAUAAAGCUUCUCAAGUUUGUUAACAAGAAUGAUCCUGCUGACAAGUAUCACAUUCUCCGUUUGUAUGACUACUUUUAUUAUCGAGAACAUUUAUUAAUUGUAUGCGAACUUCUCAAGGCAAACUUGUAUGAGUUUCAUAAAUUUAAUAGAGAAUCCGGAGGGGAGGUUUACUUCACAAUGCCAAGAUUGCAGUCCAUUACCAUUCAGUGUUUGGAGGCACUUCAGUUCUUGCAUGGCCUAGGCCUUAUACAUUGUGAUCUGAAGCCUGAGAAUAUUUUGGUGAAGAGCUAUAGCAGAUGUGAGGUGAAGGUCAUUGACCUUGGAAGUAGUUGUUUUGAAACAGAUCAUCUCUGCUCAUAUGUUCAAUCUAGGUCUUAUCGAGCACCAGAGGUCAUUUUGGGGCUUCCAUAUGACAAAAAGAUAGAUAUCUGGUCACUUGGUUGUAUCUUGGCUGAACUUUGCACUGGCAAUGUCCUCUUCCAAAAUGAUUCACCAGCGACGUUACUUGCACGGGUGAUUGGAAUAAUAGGUUCAAUUGACCAAGGCAUGCUUGCUAAAGGACGUGAUACAUAUAAAUAUUUCACCAAAAAUCACAUGCUCUAUGAACGGAAUCAGGACACCAACAGACUGGAAUACCUCAUCCCAAAAAAGACAUCCUUGAGGCACCGGUUGCCAAUGGGGGACCAAGGCUUCAUCGACUUUGUUGCUCAUAUGCUUGAAAUUAACCCAAAAAAGCGCCCUUCUGCUUCUGAGGCUUUGAAGCACCCAUGGUUAUCAUACCCAUACGAGCCUAUAUCAUCUUGAACAACCUGAAGAUUUCUUGGUGGAGAAGACCACAUGCUGCAGGUGCCCUCGUAUGCUUGGAUUUGGGUGUCUUGGUGAGAGGGAAAGAACCCUGGUUGAUUCCUGAUUGAAAUGGGUCGUAUCUAGGGACAGUGAUCUUCAAUGGCGGGUUCACCCCUUAACAUGCCUGCACAAUGCAUUGGAAGGUGUGUUGGUUUUGUUGGUGAAAUCUAUCUUUUCUCCCCCCUUCUUGAGUUGUACUUCAAUUAUAAUCAAGGAUGUAAUUUUGGGUAUUGGUAGGGUUUUCUUUCUUUGCUCUUGUUUUAUCUGGUGGAGGGGGGAACCUUAAUGUCUUUGUUGUAUAUGAUGUGUGAUAAUUCUUUUAGGUUAUGUAGUAAUAGCUUGUGAAAAAGUUGCAUUUCCAAUUUUGUUUUGCUUCUGACACCAGGGUUUGCUCCUUUAUCAAGUUUGGAACAAGCCCAAACCCAGUGAGAAAGUUUCAGUUGUUUUCAUUGC
Molecule: messenger RNA, 4129 nt
Organism: Vitis riparia (riverbank grape)
Lineage: Eukaryota; Viridiplantae; Streptophyta; Magnoliopsida; Vitales; Vitaceae
Biological process (GO): peptidyl-threonine phosphorylation; peptidyl-serine phosphorylation
Cellular component (GO): cytoplasm
Molecular function (GO): protein tyrosine kinase activity; ATP binding; protein serine/threonine kinase activity
Source: RefSeq, a predicted model, not a curated record